AUGGAACGUCAACAGAGCCGCUUAUUUAUACCAUACAAAGCACUCGGUGAAGUUUGUUCAUCGGUUCCACCUGCUUUUCGGGUACUUCCAAGGAAACGGAACGAAAGUUACGUCAUUUGUGCUGUCGAAAAUGUUGUGAUACAGUACUUGUGCGAAAAUUUGCGUAUAAUAUCCGUGAGUAAUGUCCUGCCGGCUCGAAUCAACGUAAUUGCUGCCGACUCUCAUUAUAUUUAUGCCGCCAUUGGUACAAGAAUAGCGAUUUUGUAUUUAGCCAGGCAAGUUAAGCGAUGGUUAGAGACAUCUGAUAAUGUACGUUGGCUUCUUCCGUUUGGUGACAUUCUUGUAGUUGUGGACGUGAAAAACUCGAUCCAUGUAAUGGAUGUUGAUACUGGUGACGAAUUGGUGCUGAUUGAAACAUCCGGACAGUUCGAUUGUUCAGCAAUUGCCCAUCCAGCUACUUAUCUUAACAAAGUGUUGUUGGGAUCUAGGCAGGGAACGUUACGUAUUGUUAACAUAAGAACUGGAAAAUUGAUUCAUGAAUUUGGGAAAUUGUUCAAGUCGGAAAUAACAGUUCUGGAACAGUCACCAGCCAUAGAUAUCGUUGCUGUUGGAUUAAGAAAUGGUCAGAUUGUACUGCAUAAUAUUAAAUUUGACGAAGCAUUACAAAUGUAUAUGCAGGAUGCACCAGUAACAUCAAUUGCAUUUAGAACCGAUGGCGAAGAGACAAUGACUACAGCAUCAGAGAACGGAACACUGGCAAUCUGGGAUUUGAAUAAACGUUCGCUGUUAGGACAAUUACCUGACGCACAUUGUGGUUCCAUUACGGGUAUAUAUUAUGUUAGUGGGGAGCCGUUGAUGAUUUCAGCAGGAGUUGAUAACACGUUAAAAACUUGGAUUAAUGACAUGGGUGAUGGCAUGCCUAGGCAGUUGGUUUUGCUCGAUGGGCAUCACAAACCAGUUACCGCGAUAAAAUUUGUCGACAAUGAAAUUAUCCUUUCAUCUAGUUUGGAUGGUUCUGUAAGGGCGUUAUCAGUAUUACGUGAUACAUAUAGACAAAAAUUGGGAAAUGCUGGUAUUAUGUCCAGAAUGAAAGCUAAAAAGAAAAGACGUGACAUCGAGAGCAUCAAAUUGAAACCAGUAAUUGAAAUGGAUGUGGGAUUAGCAAGGGAAGCAGCUUGGGACAAUGUUAUGUGUCGUCAUAUUGAUACAACUCAAGUGACAACAUGGACCACAAGAAAACAAGCUCUAGGAACAUAUUGCUUGCUUCAUAAAAGAUUCUUGACUAAACCACAUCUCAUAUCUGCGUCUGCAUCAGCAAUAUGCAUCUCAUCGUGUGGUAAUUUCGGUUUAAUUGGAUAUACAACUGGCCACAUUGACUGUUUCAAUUUACAAAGUGGACACCAUAGGAAAACGUUCAUUUGCAGUAAAAGUGAUGAAAAAGCUCAUCAGUCUAUCGUUCGAGGAUUGGCGCUCGACACACUCAACAGGCAGCUUGUCUCAGCUGAGCAUGAUGGACUAAUUCGAUUUUGGAGUUUCCGGAGCACGAAGUUGGUAGCAGAAAUGCAGGUUCCAUCACCAAUAAUGCGGUUUAGUAUGAGUGGCAAUAAUUCGUUGCUAGCUCUUGGUGUAGGAAGUGGUUCAAUUGGGGUUGUGGACACCCUGUGCCGAAAAGUUGUUAGGGUCGUGGAUGGAGCCCACCGGUCAUCCCUUACUGCCUUGGGAUUUUCACCUGAUGGUAAAUGGCUUAUCAGUGCUGAUGACGAGGGUUUCAUUAAAGUUUGGGAUCUUAUUACUAAUAGCCUUAUUGAUGUUAUGAAAUGUGACUUAUAUUGUAUAUCAUUUUGCUUCUCACCAAGUGGAGAAUAUUUGGCUACAUGUCACUAUGAUCAAAGGAGUGUAUAUAUCUGGGCUAAUAAAGCAUGGUUCACUUCUGUGAAUGCUUUGAAAGCAUUGCCAUUAGAUUAUAUUCCCAAGGAUUCCUUAGUUUUACCUUUGCGAAGGAAUUUAGAGGAUAAAGUGCAGUGUUCAGUAGAAGGGAUUGAACUGCUUACAGAAAGUGCUUGUGAAAACAUACAGAAAGUGAAGCAGGUUGAAAGUCUAAUAACUUUGUCGGGUUUGGCACCUUCACGUUGGGUGAAUCUGCCAUAUCUGGAUGUAAUUCGAGAGCGAAAUAAGCCAAUCGAACCAGUGCGAAAACCAAAAACUGCACCAUUUUUCUUACCGUCUGUAUCAACACUUGAUGGUUUCGAGUUUGAAAAGAUAGAUGUUGGUGCUGAUGUUAUAGAACGGCGCAAUGUAUUAAUGGCCAGACGAAGUGUCCUGGAGAUCGAAUCUUCUUUUGCUGAAACUCUGUUACGGGCUUCAGACGAUGCUCAUUUCAUCACUGCAUUUGAAUCUUUGAAGUGGAUGAGUAUCUCUUCGAUAGACUUUCAAAUUCGUAUACUGCCAGAAAGAGCUCUAAACAGUUUUUUGAAAAUGCUUCUCACAGUUCUGAGGAACCAUCGCGAUUUUGAACUUGUCCAAACCUACUUGGCCGCUUUCUUGAAAAUCAAUCGGAGCAAGCUCUGGAUUAGCUGUAUUAAAGAUGAUGAUUUGGAUAAAACAUUAAGCAAAUUAAGUGAUGAGCUGAGGAUGAGUUGGGAAGAAAUUGAUCGAUUGAUGCUUCUUAAUGCUUCUUUAUUGCAGUGGAUAAAAACAGCUCUGUUGUAG
Messenger RNA from Brugia malayi, 2709 nucleotides. RefSeq lists its product as uncharacterized. Gene Ontology annotation, molecular function: protein binding. The record is from RefSeq and is a predicted model, not a curated record. NCBI's taxonomy places the organism in Eukaryota, Metazoa, Nematoda, Chromadorea, Rhabditida, Onchocercidae. Bases 1 to 2709 code for a protein of 902 amino acids. Gene Ontology annotation, biological process: rRNA processing. Gene Ontology annotation, cellular component: small-subunit processome; Pwp2p-containing subcomplex of 90S preribosome. The transcript has 13 exons.